Botrytis byssoidea is the source of this 1020-nucleotide messenger RNA. RefSeq lists its product as uncharacterized. The record is from RefSeq and is a predicted model, not a curated record. Gene Ontology annotation, molecular function: glucosamine-6-phosphate deaminase activity; identical protein binding. NCBI's taxonomy places the organism in Eukaryota, Fungi, Ascomycota, Leotiomycetes, Helotiales, Sclerotiniaceae. Gene Ontology annotation, cellular component: cytoplasm. The coding region runs from base 1 to 1020 and encodes 339 amino acids. The transcript is spliced from 4 exons. Gene Ontology annotation, biological process: D-glucosamine catabolic process; carbohydrate metabolic process; N-acetylglucosamine catabolic process.
AUGAGAUUCAUCAUCAGAGAUGGCAGAACAGAGGCAUCUGCCUAUGUUGCACAGUACAUUGUUGAUCGUAUCAACGCUUUCGGACCAACCCCAGACCACCCCUUCGUUCUUGGUCUCCCUACUGGUUCCUCCCCUAUUGGCAUAUAUAAGAUUCUCGUCGAAAAGUACAAGGCUGGUGAGAUUUCAUUCAGAAAUGUUGUCACUUUCAAUAUGGAUGAAUACAUUGGUAUUCCACGCAACCAUCCAGAAAGCUAUCAUACAUUCAUGUAUAAGCAUUUCUUCUCCCACGUUGACGUCCUUCCUCAAAAUGUCCACAUUUUAAACGGCAAUGCGGAAAAUCUCGAGGCCGAAUGCGUACAAUAUGAGGAAGCUAUCAAAGCAAAGGGCGGAAUCGAUUUGUUCCUUGGCGGAAUUGGACCAGAUGGACAUAUCGCAUUCAAUGAGCCCGGAUCUUCCCUCGCAUCUCGUACAAGAGUCAAGACUUUGGCGUAUGAUACAAUCAUUGCCAAUUCGCGAUUCUUCGAUAACGAUUUGGAGAAGGUUCCAAAGAUGGCUUUGACCGUGGGUAUUCAAACUAUCUUAGAGGCUAGAGAAGUUGUCAUCAUUAUCACUGGAGCACAUAAAGCUUUGGCUUUGGCAAAAUGUAUUGAAGAAGGUGUAAACCACAUGUGGACCCUCUCUUCCUUACAGAUGCAUCCACAUCCAAUGAUCGUUGCAGAUGAAGAUGCAACACUUGAGCUUCGAGUUAAAACAGUCAGAUACUGGAAAUCAAUUGAGAAAGUCGCCGCCGAUGAGGGUUUCGAACAAAUUCUUCCAUCUGCUGCUCGUACAGGCCCCAAGCGUACUGUCCCUCUCGCACCUAUGGCAGAGAGCUUAAUCAAAGAAACACCUACCAUCAAGUCUCCACAACCUCUCACAAGCACUUUCUUAGCUGCACCAGCUACCGAGUAUCCAAUUCGCAGAAGCAUUACUCCGGAUUUAAUUCCUGACCGCAUGGGAAGCAGAAUUGUAUCGGUUUGA